AUGUAAAGCUAAAUGCAAAAUGAAUAAAUCAAAUAUUUUUGGAAAAAAAUUUUAUUCAUGUUGUUUGAUAUCUACAAAUAAUUAGCUGAAAGAAUCAAUAAUAAAUAAUUACUCAUUUUGAUAUAAUGUAGUUAAAAUAUAAGGAUUUACAAGAUUUAGUUAGUUGGAUUUUUUUUUUAUCUAUUUUCUCAAAUAUUGCACAAGAUUACUAUUUACAGCUUAUUGAACUAAAAUAUUAGACUAUGCAAAUAUGCUGUCAAAUAUAUAAAUGAGCCAGCUACUAUCCAUAUCAAAAGAUCAACGCUCAAAUAAGAUCAUUUUUAGUAGAUUUAUUGA
Messenger RNA from Tetrahymena thermophila SB210, 336 nucleotides. RefSeq names its product transmembrane protein, putative. The record is from RefSeq and is a predicted model, not a curated record. Lineage: Eukaryota; Ciliophora; Oligohymenophorea; Hymenostomatida; Tetrahymenidae. The transcript has 2 exons.